Molecule: messenger RNA, 756 nt
Organism: Moesziomyces aphidis
Lineage: Eukaryota; Fungi; Basidiomycota; Ustilaginomycetes; Ustilaginales; Ustilaginaceae
Source: the annotation of a GenBank genome assembly
AUGAUUGCAUCUACAUCCAGGAUCUCUAUCCGUGUGCUUGCCCACGCUUCGGGCUCGCUCACGAGCUCCCAGCUGAGCCGCAGCGCGUCGCGUUGGGUCGCUCGUUCGCUCGCUUCGAGCACAUCGAGCCGUAGCCUUUCGAGGCCGAAGCAGCUGCGUGCCUCCGAGCUGAUGUCGAGACGCGCAUACGCCACUUCCACCACUCCGGCAUCUUCUGCACUCGACCCAGCAGAUGAAGAGUCGCAGCGUUUCCUGGAAGAAGGCACGACGCACCUCGAAGCAGGCGACCUGGAAAAGGCCAAGCUUGCGUACGAGCGUAGUCUGGAGAUCAAGCGCAACUCGUCGGCGCUCUUCAACCUCGGCGUCUGCUACUACCACGACCGCAAUCUCGACGGCGCAAUUGCGGCGUGGAAGGAGUCGCUGGAGCUUGCACCGGAGAGCGCCGAUGCACACACCAACCUCGCCUCGGCGUACGUGCUGAGCAAGCCGUCGCGCCCGGAUCUGGCCGUUUCGCAUCUCAAGACGGCAGCAAGCAUCACGCCGGACGAUCCCGAGAUCCAGUACAAUCUCGCGGCAGUGCUCGAGGCGUGCGAGCAGCUCGAGGAUGCUCUCACCGCCUACAAGCGCGCGCUCGAGGGCGGCAUCCAGAGGGCAGAACAGAACAUCCGCAACUGUUCGGCCAAGCUGCUCGGCGCCAAAUUCGCCGUUCAGCAGCAGCAGAACGAGGAGCAGCAGCAGCGUGACCCCAAGCAGUAG